CUCAUUGUCACUCUCCAAAAGCCAACAACCAUGGCGUCAUCUAUGGCUGCAGCAUUAGCUGCAUCGCAAGCAGCUGCAGCGCCUGCACCUGCAGCUCCAGUUCAGGCCCCCGCAGAGGUCAUCCCGGCCAGUUGGGCCAAGUUGGUCGACUCAGAGGCGGAGAUUCCGUUGCGGGUAGUGCAGCUUGAUGGCCUGAUUGUGAUGAAGAUUAUGAAACACAGCAGAGAUGCAUACCCAGCUGCAGUUACCGGUAUCUUGUUGGGUUUGGACUUGGAUGGCGUAAUGGAGGUGUCCAACUGUUUUCCUUUGCCGAUGGGCCGGGAAGGUGACGAAGAGAACUCCACGCGACCAGCAAGCAGAUACCAAGCAUCCAUGCUGCGAUCUCUCAGAGAGGUUCACGGGGACGACAACAUCGUCGGGUUCUAUCAGUCAACUGCAAUGGGCGCGUUCCUAAGCCAGUCGUUCCUCGAUCUCCAAGCUUCCCAUCAGAAGACACUCAGACACGGAGGCAUUGCCCUUGUGCAUGAUGUAUCGCGGACUGCUAGAGGGAACACGAGUCUGAAGGCGUUCAGGUUAACCCAAGCUUUCUUGGAGGCUCAUAAGACGAAGAAGUUCAGCGUACAAGGGUUGAUUGAGCGUGGCUUGACCUUCAACAGCAUUCUGGAAGAAUUGCCUGUUCAAAUACACAACACGCCUUUGCUCGAUGCGUUCCUCCUGACAUUGUCUCAACCUUCCGUUUCCCGCACAUCCGCUUCGCUUUAUCCAACUGGAUCGCUAUCUGAAUUGCCACCCACAACGCAACCUCUCGCACCCACUUACCCUAUUCUUAACACCGCGUCAACGCCCACACUCACCCAUAACCUCAGCCUCGUCCUCGAUACGAUCGACGACUACAACCAAGAGUCGUCCAACUACGCAUACCAUCAACGGCAAAUCGCCCGUGAAAAGGCACGCGCCGAGACGUACAUAGCCAAGCGUAAAGAGGAGAAUGCCCAGCGUUUGCGUGAGGGUUUGACGCCCUUGCCUGAGGAGGAUGUGAGCAGGAUGUUCAAGAUCCCCCCCGAGCCGAGCCGGCUGGAGAGCAUGCUCCUGCUCGGGCAGCUUGAUGGCUAUGCCAAGACGCUUGAGGAUGUUACAGGCGCGAGCAUGGUGAAGAUGUAUGCGGCUAAGGCGGGUACUGGAGCCGCGUGAGCAUUGUUGUAUACGUAGAUGCUGGCCUUGACCAUUAUUCACAAUCCUAGUAUCG
Dacryopinax primogenitus is the source of this 1246-nucleotide messenger RNA. RefSeq lists its product as uncharacterized. The transcript is spliced from 4 exons. The record is from RefSeq and is a predicted model, not a curated record. Lineage: Eukaryota; Fungi; Basidiomycota; Dacrymycetes; Dacrymycetales; Dacrymycetaceae. Gene Ontology annotation, cellular component: eukaryotic 43S preinitiation complex; eukaryotic translation initiation factor 3 complex; cytoplasm. Gene Ontology annotation, molecular function: protein binding; metallopeptidase activity; translation initiation factor activity. The coding region runs from base 31 to 1191 and encodes 386 amino acids.